Aegilops tauschii subsp. strangulata is the source of this 885-nucleotide messenger RNA. Its product is annotated as F-box protein At5g07610-like. Gene Ontology annotation, molecular function: protein binding. The record is from RefSeq and is a predicted model, not a curated record. NCBI's taxonomy places the organism in Eukaryota, Viridiplantae, Streptophyta, Magnoliopsida, Poales, Poaceae.
AUGGCCACGCUCACCGACGACAUCCUCGCUGACAUCAUCUCGCGCCUGCCGUACAAGUCCACAUGCUGCUGCAAGUGCGUCUCCAAGCGUUGGCGCGACCUCAUCUACCACCGCCACCACCGAAAGAAGAUGCCGCAGUCCGUCGUCGGCUUCUUCUACGAAGGUUACAACGAAUGCCGCUCCCCCAGGAAGGCUCGUUAUUUUACCAAUCUGUCGCGGGAAUAUUAUCCUCUAGUCGACCCCUCACUAUCAUUCCUGCCCAAUUGCGGGAGCCUUGACAUCUUGGACGCCUGCAAUGGCCUCCUCCUCUGCCGCUGCUGGAAGGCUGCUGAUCCCCUGAAAUUGGAUUAUGUUGUUUGCAAUCCCACCACUGAGAAAUGGGUGUCCGUGCCUGCCACCGAAUGGCCCAGCAAGGUGGGCGUCGCUCGCCUCGGAUUUGACCCGGCCGUUACUUCCCACUUCCAUGUAUUCGAGUUCAUAGAUGAGGAGGCGUGGGGUGUACCCGAGGACGAGCAAGACGACGAUUUUUAUCGACGCAUCCACACACUAGCAAUUUACUCGUCCAAAGCUGGAGUUUGGAAAUAUCAAACAGUUAAGCAGGGUCCAUUUGCGAUACCCAAGCAUUCAGUAAGCUCAUUUUUAAAUGGGGUCCUAAAUUUGGCGGCAGAUUAUAAUCUAAUAGUGGCUGUCGAUGUGGAAGGAGAUAAUUGGUGGCUUGUUCCUAUUCCUGAGCGGCCGGACUAUGUUGAUGAUACCAAUGGCAUAUUUACAUCUCAGGGACGGGUGUAUUUUGCUGAUUCUGAUCGUUCUAAACUAUCAAUCUGGAUUCUUGAGGACUACGCUACAGGAAAAUGGACCUUGAAGCACAAUGUGAGCCACUUGUAG